CAUUCAACUAUGAAAGGCUCAGGGUAAAUGAAAAUAAAAAUGACGUUUCCGGACAGUUUUGCUUUGUUAUCGUCCAGAAUAAUUACUACAUUUUUAACGAGGAGAAAUUUUUUGUGUUCAAGUGCAGGCAGAUUUCACAUGGAUAUUAAAGAUGAAGCCAGAUCGACCAUGGAAGUUGUUAAUAUUCCCCCAAUCAUUUCAAUUUACCGGCAAGCGUUGCACACUUUUGAUGGUAAAUUUAAAAAGGACCUCUCUACCAACUUAGGAAAAUUAAAGGGUAUGAUGGAUCGAUUAAAAGCUGAAAACUUUAGCUUCGAUCAUACUCUAGAUGAUCCAGCCACUUGGAAAAAACCGAAUAAAGCGCCGUGUACGUACAUCGAAGUGUUUCAAAACAGCUUAGUAAACAUGAGUAUAUUUGUACUAAAACCUGGAUUUAGGAUGCCAUUACACGAUCACCCUCACAUGUACGGGCUGUUGAAAGUAAUUUCGGGAGCGGUACGCAUACGAAGCUUCACUGAAUAUCCAGUAACAGAAUCAAUAAACGCCAUUGACUUCGCCAUCCGCGUAAAACACGAAGCAGCGCGCUUAACUCAGGGUAUUCAUAAACGGAGAAGGUUCUUUGCUAAAAUAUCACAAGAUAAUGUAUGCCACGAAAAUUCUGAUACCUGUGUCCUAACUCCAACAAUUUCUAACUAUCAUGAAAUUGAGGCAUUAAAUAUGCCAGCGGCUUUCUUUGAUAUCUUGUCGCCGCCCUACGAUACAUUAAUAGAGGAAGUAGGUCCUAGAAGGUGUAGAUAUUAUUAUGUAGCCAAUGAAAUAAGCACCAAUGUUGUCGAAUUACAAGAAACGAGUGUUCCAGAAUGUUUUUAUUGUGAUCAAGCUCCGUAUUUGGGUCCAGUGCUCGUAUAAGUAUAUAUAUAUGCCUGAUGUCAUGUUUAUUUUUUGCACUGUUAGAGAAUAUUUUUUAGAGUUACCAAAAUGGGGUUGCUCUGUGAUCUCUUUGUAACUUACUUAGUGCAAAUUACUUUUGUGCCUUUAAUGUGAACAUCGACAAUGAAAUUGUAUAGUUCACUUAGUAUAGUGUUAUCGGUUGCACAUGUCUCAUGUUUAUAUAUUAAUAUCAUAACCGUUAUCAAAAAAUACGUAUAAUUUACAGUAUUUUUAUCAAGCUUGAUACAUAAUAAAUCUAUUUGAAAAUCUAACGGCACGUUUAAAGUAAAUUUUUCAUAUGUUUGAGAACAAAUAUAUUUUGUAUGUCCAUGAUUUCAGAGAUUAUCUUGUUAAUAUAAAAGGCAACAGACAAUUAAUAAAUUUUAUUCAAUAGUUCAAAUUAAAAUAACUGUUAUAUAUAAUGUUCAUUUACAACAUAGUCUUUUAAAUCAUUAGCUUAUAAGAGGUCCAUCGUGCACGGAUUUACGUAAAAUAUAAAGUAAGCAAUAAAAAUAGUAGAUGUAUUUCCAUUAUAUUCAAAUUCAUUGCUUCAUUCACUAAAUCACUCGUCUAGAAAUGUUAGAAGCUUACGAGUUAGCAUCACACAUGCUUUACAUUCCAACAGGUAAAUAUAUACAUUUAAAUUACAAAAUCUUUAAAUAAAGAAUUUUUUUUUUUUACGAUUAGGGUGUUGAUAUAAAAAAAAAUUCAAAAUUAUAUACAUAUAUUUACAAUCGUGUGUUUUGAAUUUAUGUACGGUGCUCUGUUUAUCACGUUUCAUGUAAAUUUAUAUAUAUGUAAUCGGUGACCUGAUGUUUACAAAUAUGAAAAUUAAGUCAUUUAAGGUUUUACAUUAUAUACGUAGAUAAAAAAAAAUAUGCAAGUAUUUUGUUUUGUACCUUAUAUAAGAUAUAUUUUGUAGAUGUAAGUUUGUUCUGAAAUCUAGUAUUAAAGUAUUUUUUUUUUUUGUUAAUAAACUGAACGGCUUGUUGAAGUUAUAUUUUUUAUGACCCCACUGAAGUGCUGACACUAAUAUUUGUUCUUGAGCUAACCACAAACAAUCUAUUAUCUAUAACAUUUAAGGGAUAUGACAAUAAUGAAACGGAAAGUAAAUUUCGAAAAUUUAUUAUAUAUAUAACAUUACAGCUUCAAAUGAACACAAGACUUGCACACGAAAUACAAUAUAUUAGAAUAAUUAUAAUUACAACAUCUCAAAUGUGCUUCACAACACAAACAAUUAAGGCAGACAUUUUAAUACAACACGAAGAUCGUUACCAGAAGUUAUCAAAGUUAUCUGUAUGACAUUUUAUAAUGUUAACAUCAAAAUAAUGAAGGGAACUAAUAUGUUUCAUGUAUUUAGAACAUUAAUGUUAUACGAGUUUUUAAUUAAAACGAACCGAUAUAUCAUUGUUAGAUGAUACAAUUGAAUAUUAUGAACGGCGUCAAUUUACUUUAAACAAUUCCGAUGACUCGAAACGCAACAUAGUUAUACAGAAUUUAAGUUCUAAAUCAAUCGUAGUAAUAAAA
This is a messenger RNA of Danaus plexippus (monarch butterfly), 2457 nucleotides long. RefSeq names its product 2-aminoethanethiol dioxygenase. Gene Ontology annotation, molecular function: oxidoreductase activity, acting on single donors with incorporation of molecular oxygen, incorporation of two atoms of oxygen. The coding region runs from base 28 to 909 and encodes 293 amino acids. The transcript has a single exon. NCBI's taxonomy places the organism in Eukaryota, Metazoa, Arthropoda, Insecta, Lepidoptera, Nymphalidae. The record is from RefSeq and is a predicted model, not a curated record. Gene Ontology annotation, cellular component: mitochondrion.